CGUAUAUAAAGGGGCAACGCGUACAGCACCCCCGGAGUUUGACUUGACGGAGUCUGUGACGUUCUCGUCUUCUGUGGUGACAAACGGAGACGUGUUUCUAGCCUUCGGCCGAAGCGGGAUUCUAACAUGGCAAAGUUGGUGAUUCUGCUAGGCGUCGUCGUUGCAGCCGUGACCAUGGUGCACGCGCAACAGGACCAAAGCGGAGCGUACCAGUUCAAGUACGACAUAAAGGACCCGGAAGGAGGCAGUCACUUCCACGAGGAGUCGAGCGACGCGGGGGGCAACCGACGCGGCUCGUACGGCAUGACCAACAGGGAGGGACAAUACGUCAAAGUUGAGUACACUGCCGACGAGAGCGGCUACAAGCCGGUCAUCGACAGCAACGUGCCCGGUGUGUCACGGCAGGGUUGAGCACGCAUGCAGCAGACAUGACAGGACGCAUCGCAGCGCGGGGACUUUCGGCAGCGGCAUUGGGGCUUUCAUUUCCAUGACUUCAUUUCUCACUCCUCGGAACAGUAGCAGUUGCUUCCGGCCGGCGCAGAACAUCGUUGUGAUUAAGGAUGUUUGGAAUAUAAAGGGAAUCGCUUACAA
Dermacentor albipictus is the source of this 591-nucleotide messenger RNA. Its product is annotated as adult-specific rigid cuticular protein 15.7-like. The record is from RefSeq and is a predicted model, not a curated record. Gene Ontology annotation, cellular component: chitin-based extracellular matrix. Lineage: Eukaryota; Metazoa; Arthropoda; Arachnida; Ixodida; Ixodidae. Gene Ontology annotation, molecular function: structural constituent of chitin-based larval cuticle.